AUGCAACAUCAUCGUCACUCCAAAAAUCUUCGUGGCCCCAUCCUUCCGCCAGAAGAAAACCCUCCACCGUCCAAUUAUCACCAAAAUGAGGGUGCAACAAGAUCAAGAGAAUACGGGCAGAACGACAAUGGUGAUGCUCCGAACAGAACUACGAAUGCUACAACCCUUCCAGAAGGACACCCAGAUGACGAGAAUGAAGUUCCGCCGCCAACAGCAAAUGUGUCAAAUCAACAAGGCAUAAUUGGAAUGCUGGCACCAAUUGCUCUUCCGUAUCAGGACCAACUGGUGGAUAAUGAGCAACAAGCUGUGAUUCCCGAGGAGAAUCGGUCGCCCCCCAUAACAAAUGCAAUCAUUCCAUCGAACAAAUCCUCGAGCGUCGGCACGCUAGCAGAAGUCUCGGGUAUGGAAAGAAGAGAUGCUGAAGAUACGAGAGGACCUGAUGGCUCAACUCAAACUGCUGACACAACGGAGGCUCAGACACCUGCUGAAAUAACAACUGUUGUUGUAACAACUGAUGCUCCUAUGGGUAAUGCUGAAACAGCUGAUGCUGGUGGUGCUCAAUUUGGUGCUGUUCAAUCAACUGAUGCACGUAUUGCUGAAAUUUCAAUGAAUGAUGAUUGUUUAACUGAUGUUGAAAUGGAUGAUGCUCCACUUGCUGAGACUCUUUUAACUGAUGAUGAAACUGCUGCUGCUCAAACCGAGGAGGUUCAAACAGCUGAUGGUGAAACAGCUCAUGCUCCAAUCAUUGAUGGUCAAUUCAUUGAUGUUGAAAUGGAUAAUGCUCAAUUAAUUGAUUAA
Caenorhabditis remanei is the source of this 798-nucleotide messenger RNA. RefSeq lists its product as uncharacterized. The record is from RefSeq and is a predicted model, not a curated record. The coding region runs from base 1 to 798 and encodes 265 amino acids. The transcript is spliced from 4 exons. Lineage: Eukaryota; Metazoa; Nematoda; Chromadorea; Rhabditida; Rhabditidae.